AUGUUUUUGAUUACACUUUUCACUCUAUUUUCUUUCAGUUCUGGAGCUAACAUUUUAUUGAUGUUCCCUUUAUCGCCGAAGAGCCACGUCAAUUCAUUUGUGCCUGUGUUCAAGAAGCUCUCAGAGAAUGGUCACAACCUCACGAUGGUCACAUCUUACACGCAUAAUUCUCGUAUAGAGAAUUGCAGCUACAUAAUGGUGAGAAAUGUGAUUGAAGACUUGUUUGUUAAGAAACCGGACUCUAUUAAAGAUGUUAGUAAAUAUUCUAACCCAAUAUUAGCGUGGCCUUUUAUGAAGAGACUGCAAAUGGAUGUGAUAGAGAAUUGCCUGAAAGAAAAUUGUUUACGAGAGCUGAUGGAGGGAAAUUACGAAUUCGAUUUGAUGAUAUCCGAAUCGCUUUAUUUCUAUGAAGUAUUUAUUGCUUUUGGGCAUGUCUUCAAUGUUCCAGUGAUAAGCAUUGAUUCCCAUCCACCUUCUGCAUGGUCAUCUUACCUUACUGGGAAUGUCCAUCCAUAUUCUUAUGUCCCGAAUUUUCGGAUUCCAAUGACUGAUCGCAUGACGUUUAAAGAAAGGCUGAUGAACACUUUAAUCAACCUUCAAGAGAUUCUUGUGUGUCAUUAUUACAUACCAGAACAGGAAAGAAUAAUGAGGACCUAUUUAAGUUACAAUGGUACAUAUGAUUUCCCACCAUUGUUGGAUAUGCUUCAUAAUACUUCCCUCGUUUUAGUUGACGCCCACUUCUCUUUGGGUUAUGUUCGACCUUACCUUCCGAACAUAGUUGAGGUUGGAGGUAUGACAUCCCAUGGAGCCAGCGUGUUAAAUGAGGAGUUCCAACAGUUCAUGGAUGAAUCAGAACAUGGCGUCAUAUAUUUUACUUUUGGGUCUAUUAUAAAUGCAACAUUCCUGCCUAAAGAAGAUAUAGACGUUUUCGUAUCCGCAUUUAGACAAUUAAAGCAAAACGUUAUUAUGAAGUGGGAAUCAGACCAUUUCCCAAACAAGCCUAAAAAUGUCUUAAUAAAGGAUUGGCUGCCUCAAAAUGGAAUCUUAGCUCAUCCUAACUGCCGCCUUUUCAUUAGCCACGGAGGGAUACAUGGAUUGACUGAAGCAAUAUACCACAAAGUACCUCUUGUUAUGAUACCCUUUGGCUCCGACCAGUUUUCCAAUGCUUAUUUUGCAGAAACAGAAGGAUUCGCCAAAGUUUUAGAUUACAAAAAUCUUACAGUUGAGAAUUUAUUGAUUGCUAUCAAUUCAGUCCUUGACAAUUCCGAAUUUAAGGAGAACAUAGAAAGGAGAUCUAUGAUUCUGCAAGACAGAGACCAAAGCUCUUUGAAGAAAGCCGUGUAUUGGGUCGAGUAUGUCCUGAAGCAUAAAGGAGCCAAGCAUCUCAAACCAGCUUCUUUAUAUUUAAAUAUCUUCCAAUAUUUUUUGUUGGACGUGAUUGCAGUAAUAAUUUUAUUUAUAUUGUUAUGUUGUAGCAUAGUAUUUUUCUUUUUAUAUGUAUCGAUAAAAUUUGUAAAACGAUGUAUUAGAAGUUCAAAACAAAAACGUGAUUAA
Messenger RNA from Nezara viridula (southern green stink bug), 1554 nucleotides. The record is from the annotation of a GenBank genome assembly. NCBI's taxonomy places the organism in Eukaryota, Metazoa, Arthropoda, Insecta, Hemiptera, Pentatomidae.